GUGCUCCCAAAUGCGUACCUGGGGAGUUCUACCUACAUUGGGGCGAGAGUACAAUUAGGGGAAAAUGUAGAGGUUGCCAUGCCAACCACGAAGCGCAAGCGAAGGGGGAAUAGAUAUGGCAGAAGACAAACAGCUGAUGGGUACGACACUGUGAUCAAUGAUGGCGCUAUCAUCGGAGCAAGGUAA
Sphaeroforma arctica JP610 is the source of this 186-nucleotide messenger RNA. RefSeq lists its product as hypothetical. The record is from RefSeq and is a predicted model, not a curated record. The transcript has a single exon. The annotation marks the transcript as partial. NCBI's taxonomy places the organism in Eukaryota, Ichthyosporea, Ichthyophonida.